AUGAGUGUAUCUAUGCGAGAUAUGCUGGCUGCUGGCGUGCAUUUUGGCCAUCAGACCAGAUUCUGGAACCCCAAGAUGGCGCCUUACCUGUUUGGCGCUCGAAACAAAAUUCACAUCAUCAACCUCGAGCAGACCCUGCCUGCCUUCAACGAUGCGCUGAGCCAGAUUCAGGCACUCGCACGUAAAGGCAAUAAAAUCCUGUUUGUGGGUACCAAAAGAGCAGCUGCGAAAGUGGUGAACGAGCAGGCCUCACGCGUGGGUAUGCCAUUUGUCGACCAGCGCUGGCUGGGCGGGAUGCUGACCAACUAUAAGACCAUCCGUCAGUCUAUUCGUCGCCUGCAGGACCUUGAAAAACAAUCCGAAGAUGGCACUUUUGAAAUGCUGCCAAAGCGCGAAGCGCUGCAGAAAACCCGGGUUAUGGAUAAGUUAUUCGCCAGUCUUGGUGGUAUUAAAGACAUGGGCGGUCUACCUGAUGCAUUGUUUGUUAUUGACGUGCAGCACGAACACAUUGCCAUCAGUGAAGCCAAUAAACUUGGCAUUCCUGUGUUUGGCAUUGUUGACAGUAACAGUGAUCCGGAUGGCGUCGAUGUCGUGAUUCCCGGUAACGAUGACGCCAUUCGUGCGAUUCGUCUGUAUGUCACGGCUGUGGCUGAUGCCAUCGCUGCUGGCCAGAACCAGGCUUCCUUGAAGGUUGAUCCAGACGAGUUUGUCGAAGUCAGCGACGAUGCCGCAAGCGCUGCAGCGCCGGUGGCUAACAUUUCUGCCGGUGUGUCGGCAUCCGUUGAAGAAGCCUUUGCAGAGCAGGACGAAACUGCAGCGAGCACCACGGCAGAUGCACCUGCAAUUGAAGAACUGCGUAAGUCGAGUGCAUUAAAAGCAGCCAAGAAAUCCGGCCGCACAACGGCGGAUGGCCUGUUGGGCAUUAAAGUGGCUGAUGAUGGCAGCCGCGGAGCAGUUGUAGAGGUCAAUAUCGAAACUGACUUUGCGGCUAAAAACGAGAAAUUUAUUGCCUUUGUAGACAAGGUGCUCAAUCAGAUCUUUGCUGCAGGCAACAAUGAUUUGCAGGCGCUGUUAGAUGCAGGCCUUGAGGCUGAGCGUGAAACUCUGGUUCAGGAAAUUGGUGAAAAUAUCACCAUCCGCCGGGCCGAAGUCAUUAAUUCCCAGACCGGUGGCAUUACCAGCUACCUGCACGGUGAUUCCCGCAAAGGCGCUUUAGUGGAACUGUCCGGCCCUGCUGAAGAAUUGGGACGGGAUGUGGCUAUGCAUGUCACUGCUUUGAACCCUUUAGUGGUUAACAGCACUGAUGUGCCCGCGGAGCUUCUUGCGAAAGAGCGGGAAAUUUACACCACGCAAGCCAACGAUAGUGGCAAGCCUGCGGAAAUCGUCGAGAAGAUGGUAGAUGGCAGGGUGAAGAAAUUUCUGGCCGAAGUCAGCCUGGUCGAUCAGCCUUUUGUCAAAGACGAUAAGCAGAAAGUCGGUGCGCUGGCGAAAGCAGCUGGCGUUGAGGUUUUGCGCUUUGUCCGCUUUGAGGUGGGUGAGGGCAUUGAAAAAGACGAAACUGAUUUUGCUGCAGAAGUGGCGGCUCAACUGGGCGGCACCCUCGGCGGUGAAGCCGGCUUUGGUCUGGAGCCCGCUGUGUUACAGCAGCUGGCUGCAGACAUCAAAGUGCUCACCAAGCAGGGUGUGUCGCUGGCGUUAGUGUUGGGCGGCGGCAACGUGUUCCGCGGUCAGAAACUGGCGGAAUCUGGUAUGGACCGUGUGGUUGGCGACAGAAUGGGCAUGCUGGCCACAGUAAUGAAUGGCUUGGCCAUGGGCGAUUUCCUGUCCCAGGCUGGCGUUGCCAACAAGCUGUUUUCCAGUAUGGAUAUUCCUGGUGUCGCGCAGGGAUAUCACCGCGACGAGGUCCGCGAUCUGCUGCAGCAGGGUGUCGUUUGUAUUUUAAGUGGCGGCACCGGGAAUCCUUUUUUCACCACCGACACGGCAGCCUGUCUGCGUGGUGUGGAGUUGAACGUCGACGCCGUGCUGAAAGCCACCAAUGUCGACGGCGUUUACGAUGCAGAUCCGAAAAGUAACGCACACGCCCGUAAAUUCGAUACGGUCAGCUACGAUGAGGUUUUACAGCGCCAGUUAGGUGUUAUGGAUCUGACGGCGAUCAUUCUUUGCAAAGAGAACGCGAUGCCGCUUGUGGUGUUCGACAUGAUGGCAAAAAACGUUCUGCAGGACAUUGCGGCCGGUAAAUCAAUAGGGGUAGUUGUCACCAUGAUAGAUGAGAUUGUUGAAGAUGCAGACGAACGUAUGGGGAAAUCAUUGGAUUCACUCCAGCAGGCGUUUGCAAAAAUCAGAACCGGGCGCGCUAAUCCGUCACUCCUGGAUACCGUUACCAUUGAGUACUACGGGUCGGUCACACCACUAAGUCAGGUGGCCUCCAUAUCAGUCGAAGACGGUCGCACCCUGACGGUUUCCCCCUGGGAAAAACCGCUCAUUCCAGAAAUCGAAAAAGCCAUUUUGAAAAGCGACAUUGGUAUCACCCCAGUGUCGACCGGAGAUGUCAUCCGCGUGCCAUUGCCGCCGUUGACCGAGGAGAACCGCAAAGAUCUGGCCAAAGUUGCGCGCAGCGAGGCGGAAAACUGCCGCAUUGCUAUCCGUAAUAUUCGUCGUGAUGCCAUUAACGACGUACGUGAGCUGGUGAAAGAGAAAGAGGCCACUGACGACGACGCGCAUCGCGCAGAGGAUCGGAUCCAGAGCGUCACAGCAGCGCUCCAGGGCUCCGACUCUAUCCAAAUGAACAACAACGUUAAGCCAGGAUCCUCGCCUGCGUCAAACAACGUCGCAACAGAUGUUCAGCUCAGUGUGCCAAAGCACAUUGCAAUCAUCAUGGAUGGUAAUCAUCGCUGGGCGAAGAAGCGUCAUUUGCCUGGUGCUGCCGGACAUCGAGCUGGUGCCAAAAGGCUGCGUGAAAUAGCUGAAGCCUGUGCUGAUCUCGGCGUCGAAAAUCUUACCCUGUUUGCUUUCAGCACGGAGAACUGGCAGCGGCCGACACGUGAAGUCAGCCUGUUGAUGGAUCUCAUGCGACAUGUCAUGGAAAACGAUCUGGCAGAGCUCAAUCGUCGUGAGGUGCGCCUGCGCGUAAUUGGUGAUCGCUCCCGGUUUGCGCAGGACAUACAGGCGAAAAUGGCGGACUGUGAGGCGUUAACCGCGACCAAUACAAAACUCAACUUAAGUGUCGCAGUUAACUUCGGCGGCCGCUGGGAUAUCGUAGAAGCGGCUAAAAGCAUGGCAAAACAAGUGCAGAGGGGAGAGCUUGAUCCCGAACUGAUCACUGAAGAAGAGUUUGCCCGGCAUAUGGCGCUGGGACAGAUCCCAGACCCUGAUCUGCUUAUCCGCACCGGUGGCGACCAUCGCAUCAGUAAUUUUUUAUUGUGGGAUCUUGCUUACGCGGAACUCUAUUUUACGGAGAGGGUGUUCUGGUUGCCACCAGGAUGGUUUGCGCUGGUUUUCUGGGCGGUAUCGGCGCUGGGUUGUUUUGAGUGGGCCAAUCUUCUGCACCUGCAGAAAACCGCGCAGAAGCUCGCCUAUGUGGCCGCCUAUGGUGUGCUGGCAGGCGCGCUUUAUUCAGGCCUGGCAAGUUACGCCGCGGCUUUAUGGCUUGGUGCUCUGGUCUGGUUGUUUGCGGUCAUCGGAGUGUUGGUUUUCCCCAAGGGCACGGAGAUUUAUCGCCAGCGCCUGUUGAUGGGCCUGCUUGGCUGGGCUUUGUUUGUGGCGGCCUGGUCAGCUCUGGUGGUUAUUCGUUCAGCGCCACAGGGUAGUUUCUGGUUGGUGUGGCUGUUUGUGUUGGUCUGGGGUGCGGACAUCGGCGCUUAUUUCAGCGGUCGUGCAUUCGGCAAACGAAAACUCGCCCCUGCGGUGAGCCCGGGUAAAAGCUGGGAAGGGGCGAUUGGCGGGUUCGUGCUGGCAGCUGUUUUGUGUGGCGUGGGUGCGGCGCUGCUGCAGGCCGACCUGAGAUUCUGGCUGCCGUUGACAGCGGGUUUGAUUGUUCUGUCGGUCUUUGGCGAUUUGUUUGAAAGCGUCAUGAAAAGGUCCAGCGGCGUUAAAGAUUCUGGCACACUGCUGCCCGCGUUUAUUGCCGUUCUCGGGGUCCUGGUGACCUUCCAUGAGUUUGGGCAUUACAUUGUUGCUCGCUGGUCUGGCGUGGGUAUUCUGCGUUUUUCUGUUGGUUUUGGGCGUCCGCUGCUGUCACGGACUGACAAACACGGCACGCAGUUCACCCUUGCCAUGAUACCGCUGGGUGGCUACGUACGUAUGUACGACGAGCGCGACAUGCUUUCUGAGGAUGACGCUGAGAUAGGCGUACCGCCAGGUACCGUGUCUUUCAUGGAUCUGCAUCCUGCCUGGCGGAUCGCCAUUUCAUUAGGCGGUCCCGUGGCUAAUUUCAUUCUUGCCAUUGUGGUUUAUUGGGCACUGGCUGUAGCGGGCAGCUUCAAUAUCACGCCGAUGGUUGCGUCUGCUGCUGCUGACAGUCCUGCAGCGCUGGCUGGCCUUGAUCAACCGGUCCAGAUUCUCAGCGUUGACGGGCGGGUAGCCAAUGGCUGGCAGGAUAUCGGCCUCGGGCUCACUGAUCGAUUGGGUGAAAGUGGGGUUAUCGCGCUGGGCGUGCGCGAUCUGCAGACCAACCGCUCGUUUACCGUCGACGUACCCAUUAUGGAUUGGCACGAAGGUGUUGGUGAACCUGACGUUAUUGGUUCUCUGGGUCUGCAACCUGUGGUGCUCAGCGUUGUCGGUGAACUGGUUGAAGACUCACCCGCUGUGCAGGCUGGUCUGCAGCCGGGCGACUUUGUCACCGCUGUAAACGGCGAGCCUGUCCUGUCCUGGGCAGAUUGGGCCGGGCAGAUCGAGCAACAUCCAAACCAGCGUAUCAGCAUAGAGCUCUACCGCGAGGGACGCCAACUGCAGAUCAGUGCUACGCCCGGCAGCCGGAUGUUGAGCGACGGCACCGAAGUCGGUUCAAUCGGAGUUUAUCAACCGCAGAUAGAAGUGUCCCAUGGGGUGCUGGGUGCCGUCGGUGUAGGUGUCACCGAGACCUGGGAUAAAACGGUGAUGAUUCUAUCCGUCGUCAAAAAAAUGAUUACCGGUAAGGUGUCCGUUAAAAAUCUGUCUGGACCUAUCAGUAUCGCCCAGGUGGCCGGAGAUUCUGCAAAGUACAGCUGGCGUUCUUUUGUUGGUAUCCUGGCGUUUCUCAGUGUUUCGCUGGGUGUUUUUAACCUGUUACCCAUUCCUAUCCUUGAUGGCGGCCACGUGGUUAUGCACACUGCGGAACUGGUCACCGGCAAGCCCGAAUACCGUUUUCAUGCGCUAUCUGGCUUUGCGCUUUUCUGUGUGGUGCCGAUGUGCAGCACGCUACCCGAUCCAAGUUUUCGCAUCACAGAUGUGCGCCUGCAGGGGUUACAGCGGGUUUCUGCGGGUACUGUUUUCAACCUUAUUCCAGUUGGGGUGGGCGACCAGCUGGAUCAGCUGGCGGUGCGCGCGACCCUGCGUGAAUUGUUUGCUUCCGGAUAUUUCAAAGACAUCCGUAUUGGUCGCGACGAUGGCGUGUUGAUUGUCACCGUGGUUGAGCGCCCGGCGAUCGAAUCGAUCACCAUUGAAGGUAACAAAGCGAUUCAAACAGAAGCCUUACUGGACGGAUUAGGCCAGCAGGGUUUGCGUGAAGGGGAGAUUUUCAAGCAGGCAACGCUGGAGCGCGUCGGUCUUGAACUGGAACGUCAGUAUGUCGCCCAGGGUCGCUAUGGCGCCAGUAUUGAGACGGAGAUUGAAGAGCUGCAACGCAAUCGGGUCAAUGUCAAAAUUGUCAUUGAGGAAGGCAAAAACUCAGGUAUUCGCCACCUCAAUAUCGUCGGUGCGCAGGCGUUCAGUGAUGCAGAAUUGCUCGACGUGCUGGAACUGAAACACCCCAGCCUGCUGUCGUUUUAUCGUAAUGACGAUAAGUACUCGCGGGAGAAAUUAUCCGGCGACCUGGAAACUCUGGAAUCUUUUUACAAAGACCGAGGUUAUGCCGACUUCGACAUUUACUCUACCCAGGUAAGUAUCACGCCUGAUCGGCAACAGGUUUACAUCACCAUCGGUAUUAAAGAAGGUGAUAUCUACACCAUCAAUGAAGUUAAUCUGGUUGGCGAACUCGGUGAUGUUCGACCAGAAGAUUUACGCCGUCUGUUUGUGGUUUCCGAAGGCCAGACCUUUAAUCAGGCUCGCAUUACGGCCACCGAAGAGCGUUUAACCGGUGCGCUGGGUAACUCGGGUUUUACCUUCGCCUCUGCCAGUGGGGUGCCAAAAUUGAACGAUGACGGCACUGUAGACGUUGAGUUCUUUGUUAACUCCGGCAAGCGGGCGUAUGUACGUCGCGUUUCGUUUACCGGCAAUCGGGUUACCCAGGACGAAGUGAUGCGGCGUGAAUUGCGCCAGAUGGAAGGUUAUUUCAAAGGGGUCGACGUUGAAACGCCACCGGUGCCUGGUACUGACGAUCAGAUAGAUGUGAAUUUUUCUGUUGAGGAAUCAGCAAGUUUUAACUAUUUCGACCCGUAUUACACCCUGGAUGGUAUCAGCCGUGGGUUUAAUGUUUUUGUGCGCCGGUUGGAUUUUGAUGAGCGCAACAUUGCGCGUUAUGCCACAGAUUCAGCAGGGGCGGGUGUUAAUUUCGGUUUUCCGAUCGGUGAAGUGCAGCGCAUCAAUUUCGGCCUGCUGGCUGAGUGGACGGACAUUACCGAGGGUGCUUUUGCUGCCCAGGAAAUUUCCGACUUUAUUGAGAAAAACGGCGAAGAGUCGCUGAACUUCAAGCUGAAUUUUUCCUGGAGCAAGUCAACUCUAAACCGUGGUCUGUUUGCCGACCGCGGUGCGUCUCAAUCGUUGGCGUUUGAGGUCUCCGUACCAGGCAGCGACCUGCAGUUCUACAAAAUCAACUACACCGCAGAACGUUAUUUCCCGAUUACGCAGACCUGGACACUCAGGUUGCGCUCCGAACUUGGCUUCGGUGAUGGUUAUGGCUCGACAACACAACUGCCGUUCUAUCAGAACUUCUUUGCCGGCGGUUUUGGUUCUGUACGCGGGUUUGAGAAUUCAACGCUGGGUCCACGCAGCACGCCACCGGUUGAUGCCAAUGGCAAUCCUAUUUUCAUUGGCGACCGACGUGGUGACCCGCUGGGCGGCAACCUGUUAGUGGAAGGCUCUGCAGAACUGAUCUUCCCAUUCCCGUUUGUUGAUGAUAACCGGCAGUUCCGCCCCGCUUUUUUUGUUGAUGUCGGCAACGCCUUCAAUACCCAAUGCCCUGAAGUUGCGCAGAACUGUUUCGAUUUUGAUCUGGACGAACUGCGUUAUUCCGUCGGGUUUGGUAUGACCUGGUUGAACGAUUUCAAUUUGAACUUGGCCGCACAUUCUGAGGUAAUGAUUAAGAAGUUUGCCCAAAUGGCGAUGGUAGCCAUGAUGUUCGCCACUGUGGCAGCUCAGGCUGAAAUGAAAAUAGUAGUACUGGAUUCAGUGCGUGCCAUUCUGGAGAGUGAUGAAGCCAAAAUUCUGGCUGAUGCCGCGAACAAAGAAAUGGAAGCUGAACAGAAUGAACUGCGGGCCCUCGCCGAGGAAAUGCAGGCAUUGAACACGAAGCUGCAGACAGACGGAGAAGUCAUGUCAGCAACGGAAUCGCGCAAGGUGCAGAAGGAUAUCGAAGAUAAACAGAUAGAUCUGCAAUUCCGCGGUCAGAAGCUGCAGAAAGAAGUUCAGGACAGACGUCAGGAAAUCCUCCAGGAACUGGCGCCAAAGUUCGACAAAGUCUUAAAAGACAUUAUUUCUGUUGAUCAGAUCGAUCUGAUUAUGGCGCCCAAUGCGCUGCAGUAUGCCAACUCAAAACACGACAUCACUCGUCGCGUCACAGAAAAGUUGAACGAAGAGCAUAUUGCGCAAACGAUUGACGCAACGGUAGCCGGUGAUAGUGCUGUCGAGCUGCAUGGUCUGGGUAGUCUGGGCAGUGCCAGCGCCGGUCAGCUGAGCCACCUUUCCAGUUCGAAUUAUCGGCAUAUGCUGGCCACAACCGAGGCCAGCGCCGUUAUCCUGCGUCCGGAAGAUGCUGCGGAUUGCCCGACUACUGCUCUGAUUGUCGAUAACCCCUAUCUGGCCUUUGCCAAAGCGUCCAUGUGUUUUGUACAACCUGUGCAGAUGGCUGCGGGCAUUCAUGCCAGUGCUGAAAUCGGCGAAAACUGUCAGAUUGAUGCAACUGCCAGCAUCGGCCCUCAUGUUGUGAUUGGCGCGGAAACGGUUGUUGGUGCGGGGGUUAAAAUUCACGCAGGUGUGAGUGUCGGGGCGCGUUGUCAUCUCGCGUCCGGCGUCAUGCUGCAUGCCAAUUCAACCCUCUACAGCGAUGUUCAACUGGGCGAAAAUACUCAGAUACACAGUGCAGCGGUGAUUGGAGCCCCCGGGUUCGGGUUUGCGCCAGAUGCCAUGGGGCAUCUGCAUGAAAUUGCUCAGAUUGGUGGCGUUGUUAUCGGUGCCAACGUCAGUGUUGGGGCGGGUUCUACCAUUGACUGCGGGGCGAUUGAUGCCACGGUUAUUGAAGAGGGAGUGAAAAUCGAUAACCAGGCCAUGGCGCAGCUGUCCGGCGUGCUGGCAUUUGAAACCAAAGACAAGCGUCCGGCGGAUGGUGUGAACUAUCUGUUUGGCGGUGUUGAAAAGGCGCGCUUCCGACGUCCGGUUAUUCCAGCGUACAUGAUUGAUGGCCGCGCCAUCAUAGAUCCCAGUGCGGUACUGGGCGAAAAUGUAUCAGUGGGUCCCUGGUCAAUUGUCGGUGCUGACGUUGAGCUGGGUGAUAACGUUCAGAUCGCCUCCCAUGUAGUGGUAAAAGGCCCAACGAAAAUUGGCGCCGGGGUAAAAAUAUUUCAAUUCUCAACGGUCGGUGAAGAUACGCCGGCAUUUGCCUUUGCAGGUGAAGAAACCCAUCUGACCAUUGGUGAAAAUACCGUCAUACGGGAAGGUGUGACCAUUCACCGGGGCAUGACAAAAGGCGGCAUCAGUCGCACUGAGGUGGGCAAAAACUGUCUGCUUAUGGCCUAUGUUCAUAUCGGUCACGACUGCAUUGUUGGCGAUCACGUGGUGAUGGCAAACAACGCUUCUCUGGCAGGCCAUGUCGUGGUUGGCGAUUAUGCUAAUUUCGGCGGCUAUUCGGGUAUUCCUCAGUUCCGUCAUAUCGGCGCCUAUACCCAUAUCGCAGCCAUGAGUCUGGUGCUUAAAGAUGUACCUGCUUACAUGACAGUCAGUGGCAACCCAGCUGUUGCAGUGGGAUUGAAUACCGAAGGCAUGAAGCGACGUGGCUAUUCCAAAGCAACAAGCGCAGCCCUGCGCCAGGCACACCGUAUUGUCUAUCGCAACGGUUUGACCGUAAAAGAAGCGUUGGCGGAGUUAGCGCCUAUGCGAACCGAAUUUGCGGAAGUUGACCUGUUUGCACAAUCGGUUGAAGCAACGAUUACCGUUGGAAUUCUUGCCGGCGAGGCAUCAGGGGAUAAUCUUGGCGCUGGCCUGAUGACGGCCAUGCAGGCCCAAUCCAAACAAACCCUGAAGUUCAUUGGUGUUGGCGGUGAGGCAAUGGUCGCAGCCGGACUGUCUGCAUUGGCACCUCUGGACGCGCUGGCGGUAAACGGCUUUCGUGACCCUAUUCUGAAGCUGCCUGAGUUGAUCUCUUUAUUACGACGUCUGAUCAGAACUUUUGAGCAAGCGCAGAUCGAUGUGUUUGUGGGGAUAGAUUUCAAUGUCUUCAAUUUUAUUCUCGAAGCAGCACUGCGCAAGCGCGGAAUAAAAACUGCUCAUUACGUGAGUCCCUCAGUCUAUGCCUGGCGAGCCGGACGUACCAAACGCGUCGCCAGAAGCGCAGACCUGUUGCUGUGUCUGUAUCCGUUUGAGCCUGCAUUUUACGCGCAGACCUCUGUGCAUGCUGAGUUUGUCGGUCACCCGCUGGCUGACGAGAUUGAUAUGUCGGCGGGCGCUGAUCCCGCGCGAUUGACCGCACGACAGGCGUUGGGUGUCGGGUCAGAUGCAACUGUUCUGGCGAUGCUGCCUGGCAGUCGCAACAGCGAAGUAGAACUGAUGAUUGAACACUUUCUCGGCGCUGCUGCGUUGUUCGCAGAGCAAACACCAGACACUGUAACAGUGAUUCCCUGCCUACGAACGACAAUUAGAGAACGGGUUGAAACAGCACUGCAGGCUUAUCCGCAGCUGGUGGUCAAACUCUACGAGGGUAACGCCCGCCAGGCUCUGGUGGCUUGUGAUGUUGCUCUGGUGAAGUCCGGCACCAGCACCCUGGAAGCGAUGUUGUUGCAUCGUCCGAUGGUGGUCAGUUACAGGUUGGGAUGGUGGACCUACCAGCUGGCAAAACGGGUUUUGCGUACACCCUAUGUGGCGCUUCCCAACAUUCUGGCCGGACGCCCGCUGGUACCGGAGUUGUUGCAGCACGAUGGCACGGCUCAGGCGCUUGCUCAAGCACUGCAGCAGGUGGGCAUCGGUCCAUUGGCUGGCCCGGUGGUAGCAGCGGCAGUCAUCCUUGACCCUGCUAACCCGAUUGAAGCGCUCGCCGAUUCAAAAAAGCUUACGCCGAAAAAACGCGAAAUUCUGGAUCUUGAGAUUCGGCAGAAUAGUCUGUGUUGGGCACUGGGUUGGGCCUGGGUGGAUGAAAUUGAUGAACUGAACAUCCUGCGCGCCAGCCAUGUGGCUAUGCAACGUGCCUGUGAGCAACUGCGUGCUGUACCCGUGCACAUCUGGGUGGAUGGUAAUAAGGUGCCAGAAUUUGGUGUGCCAGCGGUUGCUGUUGUGCAGGGUGAUAAACAUGUGCCGCAAAUCAGUUAUGGUUUUGCUCAGCACAAAGGUUAUCCCACAAAGGCGCACCUGGCUGCGCUCCUGGCAUUAGGAGUCCCGGACCGCGUGAGUGAAAACACUGCAAGUCCAAACGAACCAGGUACCUUAGUCGACCCGGGUUUUGUGCAUCUGCAUGUGCACAGCGAGUUUUCUCUCGCUGACGGAUUGCUAAAGGUGAAGCCGCUGAUUGCAAAUCUGGCAGGGCAGGGUGCGCCUGCGGUGGCGCUUACCGACAUUGGUAACCUGUUUGCUCUGGUGAAGUUUUAUGAAGCCGCGCUUGGGCGCGGGAUCAAGCCGAUUCUCGGGGUAGAGCUUCAAGUGCAGACAAGUGAAGACGCCGAGGAGCAGCCUGCGCGCGUGGUGCUGCUGGCGAUGAACAAGCAGGGUUACAACAACCUGAUACUGCUGGUGUCCGCCAGCUACACCACAGUCACGACCCGGGGAUUAGUCACAGAAGCGCUGGUUUUUCAGCAUUCGGAAGGGUUGAUUGCCCUGUCUGGUGGGGUAGGUGGGCAUCUUUGGCAGCAUGCCGUAGAUGGCGAUCAGGCGCUGUUAGCGCCACGCAUUCAACGCUGGCAGGCUGAAUUUGGUGACCGUUACUAUCUAGAACUCACCCGUACUGGACGAACGGGGGAAGAUGCUGCUAAUGCCAGUUUGGUGACCAUGGCGACUCAGCUCGGUGUGGCCGUGGUGGCAACCAACGACGUCUGUUUUGCUGUGCCAGAAGAUUUUGAGGCCCAUGAAACACGGGUUGCCAUCCAUGAAGGCAUGACCCUGGAUGACCCUCGUCGACAGCGUAAAUACAGCGAACAGCAAUAUCUGCGCAGCGAUGCGGAAAUGGCGGCGCUGUUUGCAGAUAUACCCGUUGCGCUGCAGAACUCGGUGGAAAUUGCCAAACGCUGUUCGGUUGAAGUGCAGUUGGGUGAAUACAAACUGCCGGAUUAUCCUAUCCCUGAAGAACACACAGCCGCCAGCUUCCUGCAGCUGACCGCCAUGCAGGGGUUGGAUGAGCGCAUCGAGACCCGCGGCUUGCGUGCCCCGGACGCCACCAGAGAUGACUACGUCGCCCGGCUCGAGUUCGAACUCAACGUCAUUAAUGAGAUGGGCUUUGCCGGUUAUUUCCUGAUUGUUAUGGAAUUUAUUGCCUGGGCUAAAGCCAACUCCAUACCCGUUGGGCCGGGACGAGGCUCCGGCGCCGGUUCGCUGGUUGCUUAUGUGCUUGGAAUCACUGAUUUAGACCCCCUCGAAUACGAUCUGUUAUUCGAACGUUUUCUGAAUCCUGAACGGGUAUCGAUGCCGGAUUUCGAUGUCGAUUUCUGUAUGGAAGGCCGUGAUCGCGUUAUCAACCAUGUCAGUGAGCUGUACGGCCAUGAAGCGGUCAGCCAGAUCAUUACAUUUGGCACGAUGGCGGCAAAAGCUGUGGUGCGGGAUGUGGCGCGGGUGCAGGGCAAACCUUAUGGACUGGCGGACAAGCUUUCGAAACUUAUUCCCUUUGAAGUCGGUAUGACGCUGACCAAGGCGAUGGAGGAGGCUGCUGACCUGCGGGAGUUUGUCGAAAGCAGCGAAGAAGUUGCCGAGAUCAUGGAGAUGGGGUUCAAGCUCGAGGGCAUUGUACGCAACGUCGGGCGUCAUGCGGGUGGCGUGGUGAUUGCCCCCAGACUGCUUACUGAAUUUGUGCCGCUCUACACGGAAGAGCUUGGCGGCAGUCUGGUCAGCCAAUACGACAAAGAUGACGUAGAGCGUGCGGGUCUGGUUAAGUUCGACUUCCUCGGCCUUAAAACGCUGACCAUCAUUGACUGGACAGUGCAGAGUAUCAACGCCGGCAAGGCCGAAGGUGAACCACCAUUGGAGAUCGAAGCACUGCCACUGGACGAUCCGGGUGCUUUUGAUCUGUUACGUGCGGCUGACACAACCGGGGUGUUUCAGUUGGAAUCCCGCGGCAUGAAAGAGCUGAUCGGCAAACUCAAGCCAGACAGCAUCGACGAUAUUAUUGCGUUGGUUGCUCUGUUUCGACCGGGGCCUCUGCAAUCCGGCGCCGAUGCUGAUUACAUUAAUCGUAAACACAAAUAUGAACCUGUUGUCUAUCCACAUCCGAGCCUGGAAACAGUGCUGGGUGGCACCUAUGGUGUGGUUCUGUAUCAAGAGCAGGUUAUGCAGGUGGCCCAGGAGCUGGCUGGCUUCACCCUCGGCCAGGCGGAUCUGCUGCGGCGUGCCAUGGGUAAGAAAAAGCCCGAAGAAAUGGCCCGGGUGCGUAAAGAGUUUCUGAUUGGCACCGCCGCUAACGAUGUGGAUCAGACCCUGGCCAACGAAAUCUUCGAUCUGAUGGAAAAGUUCGCCGGCUAUGCAUUUAACAAAUCUCACUCAGCCACCUAUGCGGUCAUCAGUUUUCAGACCGCCUGGUUAAAAGCACAUUACCCAGCUGAGUUUAUGGCCGCAAACCUGUCGGCCGAAAUGCAGAAUAUCGAUCGCAUUGUCGUUUUAAUUGACGAAGUGCGGCGCAUGCAGAUUCCCCUGUUACCCCCAAGUGUUAACCUCAGUCAGCAUCGGUUUUCGGUGCAGAAUGACAGUAUCAUCUACGGGCUGGGCGCUGUUCGCGGGGUUGGUGAAGGGCCGGUGGCGGCUAUUGUUGAAGCCCGUGCGGAUGGCGCUUUCACUGACCUGCAGGACUUCUGUCAGCGUCUGGAUACCAAAAAAGUUAACAAGCGUGUGCACGAAGCAUUAAUUGCCUCCGGCGCCAUGGAUGAGUUCGCCUUGCCGGGAGAGCUUCUGGAUAUGACCCGCGCGCGGCUUCGUCACCAGUUACCCCAGGCGUUGCAGAGUGCAGAACAGCAGCUGCGCAACGCUGAGGCAGGUAUUGUCGAUAUGUUUGGUGGCGUUGAUACCAAUGUCAUCACGCCAACCAGGGCUAUGGCAGACAUCAAAGCGUUAACCGGUCGCGAGCGACUUCAGGGUGAGAAAGAAGCCCUUGGGCUGUACCUGACGGGCCAUCCUAUUGAAGAGUAUGAGCAGGAGCUGAAACAUUUCUGCAAACGUAAAAUUGCCAGGCUGCGGGCAGAAAAGAAAACCCAGUGGGUCAGCGGCAUGGUGGUCAGCACACGGAUUAUGAAAAGCCGACGUGGCGCGCCCAUGUGUUUUCUGGUCCUUGACGACCGCAGCGCGCGUUUGGAAGUUUCAUUGUUCCCCGAUUGCUACGAACAAUUUGGUGCCAAGGUGGCCAAAGAUGAGCUGCUCAUCAUAGAAGGUGAGGUGGGUGCUGAUGAAUUUUCAGGAUUUGUGAUCGACUUUCGACAGGCGCCGUUGCCGCCAGACUUUGGUUCCCGGUUGAAGCAGGACUGGCGCGUGCAGGCCAGCGACGACCUUGUACGCAGUUUGAAUGAAGAAUUUGAUGGCUGCGUACGGCUGGAUUACGCGGGUGCGCAGGUCUGGGUGGGUUUCAGCGGCGGCCUUGAUUCCACCGCGCUUCUGCUCGCAGCAAGGCAGGUGCAGCAAUCCCGGUUAGCAGAUCUGCAGAUCAACGCUAUACAUGUGAACCACAAUUUACACGCACACAGCAGCGCCUGGGCAAAGCACUGCGCCGAAGUCUGUGUUGCGCUCGAUGUGCCACUUACUCAGGCGACUGUGCACGUUCCAACGCUCGGUAACCUGGAAGCCAAUGCACGCCGGGUCCGUUACGUCGCUUAUGCGCAGCACCUACCCCCUGCAGGUGUGUUAUUGCUUGGUCAUCACCAGCAGGAUCAGAGUGAGACCAUUCUUUAUCGCUUGCUGCAGGGGCGGGGUAUGUUGACCAUACGGCCCCAGGGUCGCCUCGGCAGCGGGCACUUCUUGCGUCCGUUGCUCAAUCUGUCGCGCUCUGAACUGGGUGACUAUGUUCAGGGUCAUGAUUUGAGCUGGAUUGAAGACCCGACCAAUGCAGAUACCGAUCUGCACAGAAAUUUCCUGCGCGCAGACAUACUGCCCCGGUUGAAAACCCGCUGGGGCAAUGUUGAUACAGCUCUGGCCCGUGUCGCACACCACCACCAGCAAACAGUAGGCGCGUUGGUGGACACACUGUCCUGGCUGCCUGAUGAAGUGCCUGUGCAAACGCUGCCAACGGACCCCGAACGUCGGCGCGCGUGGUUGCGUGCGUACCUGGCCAGCAGGGAGGUAUUUACUGUCAGUGACAGAGGUUUGGAUGAAUUCAUUGCGCAGCAGGCCUCUGCAGGUUCUGCACAUCUGCAGGUGGGUGAAGCAAACAUUUAUAUCUAUGACAGCACGUUCUAUUUUGAAGCUAAGCCGCCACAGGCAAUGGCUGCUGUGCUGCUUGAAGGUCCUGGUGUCGUGGAUUUGCCUUACGGGAAGUUACAUCUGCGGCAGGUACCGCGGGAAGAAGAGUUUGCCUUCAACGCAGCGCAACCGUUGAGGCUGGCGUUCCGCAGUGGCGGCGAAACGCUGCAAGCAGUGACGCCGGGUGAUGCCCUGGUCUGUGUGCCUGAUAUUGCGGUUGCACAAAGUGCUUCAGAAGCGCCAGCAGAUGGCAAUUCAUACUGGCAGGGCAUUAUCACUGCCUCUCUGGCUGCCCAGCUGGAAGCUCGCGCGCUUAAAGUCAACGUGUUGAAGAUGGAUCCCUAUAUUAACGUGGAUCCAGGCACCAUGAGCCCGAUUCAACACGGUGAAGUUUUUGUCACCGUUGAUGGUGCCGAGACCGACCUUGAUCUGGGUCACUACGAACGCUUUUCAAACGUGCGCAUGUGUCGCGAUAACAAUUUCACCACGGGCAGUAUCUACGCAGAAGUUAUCCGGCGGGAAAGGCGCGGUGAUUAUCUCGGGGGUACCGUGCAGGUCAUUCCCCACGUCACGGACGAGAUCAAACGCCGGAUCCGCAAAGUAGCAGACGGCUUUGAUGUGCUGAUUGUCGAAAUUGGCGGCACCGUAGGUGACAUUGAAUCCCAACCCUUCCUCGAAGCCAUUCGUCAGCUGCGACUUGAAGUGGGCAGCGUACAUACGCUGUUUAUCCAUCUCACCUAUGUGCCUUUUUUAAGCAAAGCGGGUGAAAUUAAAACCAAACCCACGCAGCACUCGGUGAAAGAAUUUCGUUCUAUUGGUCUGCAGCCAGAUAUUCUGGUGUGCCGGUCUGAAAACCCGUUACCGCGCUCUGCACGAAGCAAGAUUGCAUUGUUUACGAAUGUGGAAGAACGCGCGGUCAUUUCCAGCUGGGAUGUGGACACGAUCUAUCAGGCGCCACUGAUGCUCCAUGAUGAAGGUCUGGACGACUACGUCGUUGAACGCCUGGGUUUAGAGACAAUCCCGGUAGACCUGUCCGAGUGGCGUGACGUGGUGCAGGCUCAACAGAAUCCAGAGCACACUCUGAAGCUGGCUUUUGUGGGGAAGUAUCUGGAUCUGCUGGAAGCUUAUAAAUCACUGAUUGAAGCGAUUACCCACGCCGGCAUUCAGACCCGUAGUGACAUCCAGAUUAACUAUAUAGAUGCUGAAGACCUCGAAAGAGACGGCACCGAUGUGCUGGCAGAUGCAGACGCCAUCUUAGUUCCCGGUGGCUUUGGUCGUCGUGGGUUUGAGGGCAAAAUUCUGGCCGCAGCCUACGCGCGUGAACAUAAAAUCCCCUAUCUGGGUAUCUGUUACGGGCUGCAUGCGGCGGUGAUCGAUCUGGCCAGGCAUUGUGCCCACCUGGAAGGUGCGCACAGCACCGAAAUUGACGGCGCGGCUAAACACCCGGUCAUUGGACUGGUGACCGAAUGGGUCAGCGCAGACGGUCAGGCACAGAAACGCGACAGUAACAGCGACCUCGGCGGCACCAUGCGUCUGGGUGAGCAGGCCUGUGUCCUGAAUCAGGGCACGCUGGCUCAGCGUGUGUACGAUACGAACGUGGUCUACGAGCGGCAUCGGCAUCGUUUUGAAGUCAACAACCACUAUCUCAAGGACCUUGAGGCCUGCGGUAUGGUCGUCGCUGGACGUUCUGAAAAUGGUGAGUUGGUUGAGAUGAUUGAACUGGUAGACCAUCCCUGGUUCCUGGCCUGUCAAUUCCAUCCUGAGUUCACCUCGUCGCCGCGUAAAGGAUACAGACAGAUGAAAUAUUGCGGAUUCGAUAUUGGCGGGCGAGAACCUUUGUUUCUUAUUGCCGGGCCCUGUGUCAUCGAGUCAGAACAACUGGCGAUGGAAACCGCUGAGACGUUGAAAGAAAUUGCUGACGAUGUUGGCGUGCCAUUUAUCUAUAAGUCUUCUUUCGACAAAGCUAAUCGUUCGUCCAUGGAUAGCUUCCGUGGACCAGGUCUGGAGGAGGGGCUGCGUAUUCUCGAAAAAGUACGCACAACUUUUGCGGUACCAGUAUUAACAGACGUUCACGAAGACACGCCGCUGGAUGAAGUUGCGGCGGUUGUCGAUGUUCUGCAGACGCCGGCAUUUUUGUGCCGACAGACCAAUUUUAUUAUCAAAGCCUGUUCCCAGGGCAAGCCUGUGAACAUAAAGAAAGGGCAAUUCCUGGCGCCUCUGGACAUGUUGCAGGUGGCAAAAAAAGCCCUUUCAACCGGCAAUCCUGCAAUCACAGUCUGUGAGCGCGGAGCCAGUUUCGGUUACAACAACCUCGUUUCUGACAUGCGCUCAUUGUCCUGGAUGCGACAAACAGGCUGCCCUGUCGUUUAUGAUGCAACCCACUCGGUGCAAAUGCCGGGUGGCCUGGGCACGGUGUCCGGCGGUAAUCGGGAAAUGGUGCCGGUUCUGGCUCGAGCAGCUGUUGCUGCUGGCGUUUCCGGUGUUUUCAUGGAAUCCCAUCCGCGGCCCGAAGAAGCUCAAUCGGAUGGCCCUAAUUCAUGGCCUAUGGGCAUGAUGAAAGUGCUGCUUCAACAACUCAAAGAUAUUGAUGAUCUGGUUAAAAGUCAUUCCGGCAUCAUCGGCCGGGCAGUUGCGCCUUCCGGUGCUUCAACGGGUACUCGUGAAGCUCUGGAACUGCGUGAUGGCGAUGCCUCCCGAUACAUGGGCAAGGGUGUGAGCCAAGCCGUAGGGCACGUUAAUUCCUCGAUUGCCGGCGCUCUGCAGGGUAUGGACUGUACAGAUCAGCAGGCGCUUGAUCAGGCGCUGCUGGCGCUGGAUGGAACGCCUAACAAAUCGAAGUUAGGCGCUAAUGCGAUGCUCGCUGUUUCACUGGCAGCGGCCAAAGCCGCCGCGUUGAGCCAGCAGGUGCCACUGUAUCAGCACAUUAACCAGCUGGCGGGUGCGCCGCCGAUGUGUAUGCCGGUACCCAUGAUGAACAUCAUCAAUGGUGGCGAACACGCGGACAAUAACGUCGAUAUCCAGGAAUUUAUGGUGCAGCCGGUAGGCAUGAGCUCUUUUCGCGAAGCGUUGCGUGCCGGUACAGAAAUCUUCCAUCAUCUGAAAGCUGUGUUGUCCGGUAUGGGAUUGUCAACUGCUGUGGGUGACGAGGGUGGCUUUGCGCCUGAUCUCACAUCAAACAGGCAGGCGCUGGAUGUGAUUGCUGAGGCUAUUGAAAAAGCCGGUUAUAAGCUCGGCAGCGAUAUUACGUUAGCGUUAGAUUGUGCUGCAUCGGAGUUUUAUGAAAACGGUCAAUAUAACCUCAGCGGUGAAGGUGUCAGCUAUGAUGCGCCCGGGUUUGCAGACUAUCUGGCGGCACUGAGCGACAAAUACCCGAUUUUGUCCAUUGAAGAUGGUAUGGACGAAAGUGACUGGGCAGGCUGGACCGAACUGACACAGAAAAUCGGCUCGCGGGUGCAGUUGGAACAAUUGACGCAACAGCAACAGCGUGUCGAAGUGCUGCAGCAGCGCAAUCAGAUACUGCUGGCAGAGGCGCCGAUACCGCAGGCGCAAAUCAAAGCAUUACCCGAACACUUUCGGGUCGAUGAGGUGUUAGAACUGCCGUUUUCAGGGCAGGGUGAGCACGCCUAUUUUUAUGUUGAAAAGACCGCUCUGAAUACGGCAGAUAUUGUCGCUAUGCUGGCAGCUCACUUCCAACUGGCACCUCAGGCCAUUGGUUAUGCCGGACGCAAAGACAAACAUGCCAUGACACGACAGUGGUUCAGCGUUCCAACGCCGGAAGAUCACUGGGAGCCUGAGAAUCCAGGGGUAAAAGUUCUUCUAUCUCGGCGCAGCGAAAAGAAACUCCGGCGCGGUGAGCACAGCGCCAACACCUUUGAGCUGACGCUGACCGAGGUGAAACACUGGUGCGGGUCUUCGAUGAGUUCGUUAUCAGAGUGUUUCCCCAACUACUUUGGCACCCAGAGGCUGUCUGCCGGCAACAUACAACAGGCACAGGACUGGCUGCGCAGUGGGGGGUGGGGGCGUGCAUCCCGGGAUCAACCUCGCGGUGCGCGUCGUCGACAACAGAAGCACAAAAGUGGUCGUCGCGGCUGGCAUCUGUCUGUUCUGCGGAGUCUGUUAUUUAAUGCCGUACUGGAUCAGCGUGUGGCUGUGGGCAACUACGCCACGUUGAUCGACGGUGAUGUUGCAAUACACGAGCUGCCUUCCGGACCACUUUGGGGCCGCGGUCGCUCCCAGGUGAGUGGGUUGGCUGCAGAAAUCGAGACCAGCGCGCUAGCACCAUUUGCGCAUACCUGUGAAGCGUUGGAGUAUGCGGGCGUAUCCAUGGACCGUCGUGUGUUGGCGGCACAGGCUAAAGGCUUGGAAGUGUCACAGGCAGCUGACGAUGUGUGGGUCCUGAAGUUCACGCUGCCCCCCGGAGUGUAUGCGACAACGCUGCUGGCAAACCAUUUCAACGUCCACGAUGCCAGUAUCGGUAUGACCUCGCAGCGCACCCGCGACCGCCUGGUCGCCCGUCUGCGCGAGAAAGGCAUAGUCAAUGAGCGCGUCCUUGCGCAGAUAGCAGCAGUGCCGCGACAUCUGUUUGUGGAUGAGGCGUUAUCCCAUCGUGCCUAUGAAGAUACUGCGCUGCCGAUAGGGCAUGGGCAGACCAUCUCGCAGCCGUUUGUGGUUGCUUUAAUGACCCAGGUGUUGCUCGAGGUUGGCCCCCAUAAAGUGCUUGAAGUAGGCACCGGCUGUGGCUACCAGACCGCCAUCCUUGCGCAGUUGUGUCGCCAGGUUUUUACCAUUGAACGCAUCGAAGCCCUGGUACCCCGUGCAAAACAGAGGUUGCAGCGCCUCGGGAUACGUAAUGUGGUGGCUAAAUUCGGCGAUGGCUAUAAAGGCUGGGAUGCCCACGGUCCCUUUGAUGGCAUCAUUGUCACCGCGGCGCCAUCAGAAGUGCCGCCGGAACUGCUUGCGCAGUUGGCUGACGGUGGUCGCAUGGUGUUACCGGUUGGCGGCGAUGCGGGACAGGAACUGCGAGUGAUAGAUAAGCGCGACGGUGUGAUCACCGAACGUGUGCUCGUGGUCCCGGGUGUGUCUGGUGGCACAAUGGCCUUUAUCACCGGUAUUUACCACGAGCUUGUUCGAUCUCUGGCAAGUUUCGGUCCGAGUUCCCUGCGUCUCUUAACCCAGCCGCUGGCGUUUGCUCAACAGCAUAACCUGCGCUUUCUGUGUGCUCUAGCUGGCGGUAUGCUGGUCGGUGUUCUGCUCUUUGCACAACUGAUGAGCUUUCUGCUUGCACACUUUCAGCCGGUUGUGUGGGGUUUCUUCAGCGGGGUGAUCGCCAUGUCCGUGGUCAUUAUCGGACGUGCACGUGCGCCGGUGACACUGCUGAGCUACGGCGUUGUGGGUCUGGUUUGCGGUAUCGCGCUGCUGUGGCUGCCAACUACAAAUACGGAGCCUGCACUGUGGAUGAUUUUUGUCGGUGGCAUUGUUUCGGUUUGCAAACCGCUGAUCGCCGAGCGCUCGCCGGCUUAUACCUCUGGCCCCUACGGCAGUGGGGAUUCGCUGCAGAAAUCUUAUGUUGUACAGAAAGGCGAUACGCUCUAUUCCAUCGCCUGGCGUUUUGAGCUUGAUUACAAAGGCCUUGCCCGCGCUAAUGGUGUGCGUGCUCCGUAUCGUAUUGUGCCCGGUCAGAAAUUAUCGCUGGUGACCCAGCUUGCGCCUUCUGCACGCGUACGCACCCCGGUAGCCCCACCUCCUGCUGCUGCAGCCACUAAGCCGAAACCCAGCACCCGCAAACCACCUGCGACGAGACAGCCCGAUGCCGCGGCAACAGUUGAGCUUGCCAGAACGUGGUCGUGGCCGCUUGAGAUCAAGCCCUAUGCAGAAUUCGGUGGCAACAACAAAGGCCUGGAUUACCGCCUGGGUGACGACCUGCGUCGCAGGAUGACGGUGCGCUCAACCAAUGCCGGUGAAGUGGUCUACGCGGGCAAUGGCAUCGGCGGCUUUGAACGUCUGGUCAUCGUCAAACACAGUGCCAGCCUGCUCAGUGCUUAUAGCUUCGACGGCACCCUGCGGGUGGAUGAGAAGCAAAAUAUUAAAGCUGGCAGGGAAUUGGCCGACAUAAAGAACAGAGGCAAUUUCUGCGUUAGCUCCCCCUGGUUGGCUCUGUCGCGGGCGGCGACAGGGUAUUUACAAGGACGUGGAGAUCAACGCAUGGAAGCACAAGACACACCAGCAGCAAAAACAGCCGCGGCCGAACUGACGGCUGAAAACAGCCAUGUUGGCUCACCGGACGCAACGCAGCUAUACCUUCAGGAAAUUGGUUAUACACCGCUGCUGAGCGCCGCUGAGGAACAGCACUAUGGCCGCUUGGCGCAAGCGGGAGAUCCCGCAGGGCGUAAACGCAUGAUUGAGAGCAAUUUGCGUCUGGUUGUCAAAAUUACCCGUCGUUAUCUCAAUAGAGGCUUGUCUCUGCUGGACCUGAUCGAAGAAGGCAACCUUGGGCUUAUCCACGCGGUAGAAAAAUUUGAUCCGGAGCGGGGCUUUCGGUUCUCCACCUACGCAACUUGGUGGAUUCGCCAGGCGAUUGAAAGGGCGAUCAUGAAUCAGACCCGCACCAUUCGUCUGCCGGUGCAUGUGGUGAAGGAAAUGAAUUAUUACCUGCGCGCCGCACGGGAGUUGUCCCAGAAGCUGGAUCAUGAACCCACCGCGGAAGAGAUUUCCGCGUUAAUCGACAAGCCGGUAGAUGAUGUGCGGCGGAUGCUGAAACUCAGUGAAAGAGUGGAUUCCAUAGAUGCGGUGCGUGACAGUCAUGAUCGCAGCCGGCUGGAAAUGGUGGCGGACGAAAACUCCCCGGACCCUGCAGCUCAGAUUCAACGCUCAGAUCUUUUUAAUAAACUGGAUCUGCUGCUGAAUGAUCUCUCUUCUAAACAUCAGGAAGUGAUUGCGCGACGCUUUGGUCUGCGUGGGCAUGCUUCUGCAACGCUGGAAGAGGUGGGUGCUGAAGUGGGCUUGACCCGCGAAAGGGUGCGACAGAUUCAGAUGGAAGGGUUGCAGCGUCUGCGAAGAGCCCUGGAAGACCAUGGGCUCAAUGUGGAUCAGAUAUUCAGUCAGUAG
Messenger RNA from Symbiodinium necroappetens, 22242 nucleotides. The record is from the annotation of a GenBank genome assembly. NCBI's taxonomy places the organism in Eukaryota, Dinophyceae, Suessiales, Symbiodiniaceae.